AUGCAGAGCGCCGACUCCGACGCCGAGCAACUGUUGCCGCCUACACUACACAUACCGACGCCGCUGCUCUACUCGACAUGCAUGAGCAAACAGGCCGGAUGCAAUGUUUGGCUAAAGCUCGAGAACAUGCAGCCGACACAGUCAUUUAAGCUUAGGGGCGUCGGGACCAUAUGCACGGGCGCACUGCUUGAGCGGGAUGCACAGCGGCUUGUGACAGCCGGCGACACCAAUGCAGCGCUGGCCGUCGCCUACAGCGCCCGGCAGCUGGGCGUCCCUGCAACUGUAUUUAUCCCAAGGGGCGGCCAGGCGUCUGCGGUCAGAGCAAAGAUCGAGCUUGAAGGCGCCGAUAUAGUCGAGGAGGGGCGGUCGCUGCGGGAAGCGUACAAUGCCGCGCGCGCGUUCGUGCGUGAGUGUGACGGGGCUGUCAUGAUUGACACGGCUGACGACGCCGCUGCCAUCGCCGGGAAUGCCACGAUCGUCUCCGAGAUCAAUAUACAGCUACAGCGCAGGAAGCCUGCAGUGAUCAUUGCGCCGGUUGGAAGUGGCGGCCUGCUGGCUGGCCUUAUCACUGGGAUGCAGCAGUGUCUCUGGCAACGCGUGCCAGUCAUUGCUGUGGAGACACAUAACACAAACUCCGCGCCCUCUAAUGACUGCCGGACUGCAGAACCGACCGUGGCCACUUGCCUGCUGGCUGGUUCCGUGUGCCCGAAAGCCCUCGAGCUGUCGAGGGAGCAUCCGGUGGUGCCCAUAUCCGUAUCUGAGGCGAUGGCGGUCGAGGCGUGCCGCCGCUUUCUGGACGACCACCAUAUGCUCAUUGAAGUGGCAGUGCGGCAGCAUUGA
Molecule: messenger RNA, 840 nt
Organism: Kickxella alabastrina
Lineage: Eukaryota; Fungi; Kickxellomycota; Kickxellomycetes; Kickxellales; Kickxellaceae
Product: tryptophan synthase beta subunit-like PLP-dependent enzyme
Exons: 2
Coding region: 1-840 (279 amino acids)
Biological process (GO): L-threonine catabolic process; L-serine catabolic process
Molecular function (GO): pyridoxal phosphate binding; L-serine ammonia-lyase activity; threonine deaminase activity
Source: RefSeq, a predicted model, not a curated record